AUGGCGGGCAGUAGGCCUCCCCUGAAGCACCACUCCUCUGCAGCGCCGGGAAUGGCCCCAACCCAAACGACGUCCAGGGGGGAGCAGGCACUCAGCGCCUUUGUGGGUGGGAGGAGAUUGGGUGGUCGCUGUGUUGCGAUAUCCACUGAGGGGCACUUUGUUUCUGUAUCGUCAACAGUCACUGCCCGUCUGCGCAAGUGA
Messenger RNA from Auxenochlorella protothecoides, 201 nucleotides. RefSeq lists its product as hypothetical. Lineage: Eukaryota; Viridiplantae; Chlorophyta; Trebouxiophyceae; Chlorellales; Chlorellaceae. Bases 1 to 201 code for a protein of 66 amino acids. The transcript has a single exon. The record is from RefSeq and is a predicted model, not a curated record.